Linnemannia hyalina is the source of this 1938-nucleotide messenger RNA. The record is from the annotation of a GenBank genome assembly. Lineage: Eukaryota; Fungi; Mortierellomycota; Mortierellomycetes; Mortierellales; Mortierellaceae.
AUGUCUGACCCGGUACUGCUGGCAUCAACAAAGACACUCGCAAUCCCCGAGAUCCUGUGCCUGAUCUUUGACUGCAUGACUCUCUCCGCCCUCCGCCAGGCCUCCCUCGUCUGCAAGGAAUGGGAACGACUCGCUAACAUCAUCCUCGCCAACCAACUCGUCAUCCCCAACGACUGGUACAUCCACGAUCUGUCUCAUCUCUGGCCAUUCCUCGACCGUCGUGGAGAACAUGUCAAGGCCCUCUCGCUCGAACUCUCGCAGUCGACUCGACUUGUGCAGGAGGUCGACCUGGAACGGAUGGCUCGGCAGCUAGAGAGUAUCUUGUCCAGGACACCUAAUCUUGAACGACUCGAUGUCCAGGUGCCCAGGGAGGUCAAGAGCUCGAUUCUGACGACCGUGAUCGGGAGGUAUGGAAAGAGGUUGCAGCAGUUCGAGACGAACCUGUUGAAUUGGGAGCCUUCGGAUAUGGCGCAACUGUUGGAGGGCUGUUCACAGAUCCGACAUAUUUCAGGACACAACUUUACGGGCGAUCUCCUCCAGGCGAUCGCACGGACUCAACCGCUUCUCUCCAAGAUUGACUGUACCCACCCGCGCUUCGACGAUGAUGAGCUCAUUGCCUUCGCAAAGCAGUUCCCCAAUCUCCUCCGACUCUCGGUCUCAUUACACCAGUUCAUGACCUCCAAGGCCCUGAUCGGAGUCGCCGAUUAUUGUUUCCAGCUGGAGUACUUGAACUUUCAUUUCUGUCUAUCUCUGCAGUCGAAUGGGUUCCAGGCACUCCUAGCGGUCUUGCCCAAUUUGAGGUUCCUGGAUCUGGGAUUGACGGAGGUUCACGAUGCCGAUAUUAUUCUGGUCGCCAAUCGGUGCCCGCAGCUCGAGUCGCUCAAGUUGCCGUUUUGUGGGAAUUUGACGCAGAAGAGUAUCCGGGCGAUUGUGCAGAAUUGUACAAAACUUGUGCAUCUGGACUUGUCGUUCUGUGACAAGAUCAUGUUGACCAUCUUUGGCGAUCCAUCCACCUCGUCUGCUUUUUCCGCCUCUUCGUCGUCAACUUCAGCGUCAACACCUUUUUCGUCCUGGGGCUGCUUGGGCUUAGAAUACCUCGACAUUUCAGGAAUCCACGCCUCCUACUCUGCAGAUACCUCAGUCGCAUCAGCGCUCCUCCCCGCAAUGUAUCACCAAUUGGGUCUUCUGACCGAUCUCCGGACCCUCAAGUUAUCAGGACAUGGAUUCUCGCUACAGAUACUGGAACAAGGACGGACGGAACUCUCGAAAUUGACAAAGCUGGAACGGUUGGAUAUUGCUAAACUCAGGAAUCCUUUGCCGUGGGCGACGAUCAUCGAGAUUGGCAACUUGUUCCCCAGACUGACAGAGUUACAGUUCCGGUCGAAUGAUGUGAUCCCCCCGCAGGCGACCCUUGCGCAGGAGCAGGCGAUUGAGGAAGUCGAGGCCAAGGUUGGGCAUCGGAUCAAGCGUGGGAGGUUCGUGGAUCAGCAGCCGGAGCCUUUGUACCAGGACGACAAUGACGAUGGUGGUCAGGCAGGAUCGACGUAUUUGCCAGCAGUGAUAAUGGCAGAUUCAUGUGCGUCGUCGUCAAGAUCAGCGACCUCGUCUACCACAGGAACUUUAUCAAUACCUUCAGAACCAUCUCUGUCUAAGCGGAAGCGAUCCCGGUCACCCAGUCCGACUCCUACUACCCCUUCCGCCGCUGACGAAGAUACAAUUACUGCCGAGGGAUCAAGUGAACAGGACACGAAGAAGAAGAAGUGGACGUCGUUGGGGAAGGCAGUAGAGAAACAAAAGCAGCCGGAGGUCAUGUCGGCGACACUACGAUCAGGUCUCAAGAUCUCGUUCAAGCUCAAUGGGGAGGACGACGAAGAUUCGCAGGGUGGGCCGGGUGACUUUGAAUCUGGUGGUGGUGUUGUUGGGUGGGGGUUCCCUUGA